AUGUCUUUCCAAGGCUUCAACUUCGAACAAGUCGAAGCGAACGGAGAACUCUCCGACAGCAUGGCUGACCUGAUCGGAUUCAGUUCUUCCAACGAAGAAGAAGAGGAGGAGGAGGAAGAGGAGGUCGUCGAACAGCUUUCUCGCCCUGCAGCCAAGGCUUUCGCUCAGCAGAAAGGUGGAGAUGAUGACGAUCAUGAAGAGGAGAUUCUUGAUCUUGGUUUGGAGGAAGGGGAGGAUGAGAUUGCAAGCGGUAAUGAGAAUGAUGAGGAGGAUGACAAAGUCACCAAAGUAAAGGCAGAUGUAUUGGAAAACCCGGCCAGGAAGCAGGUGAACAAUGAAGAGGAUGGAGGAAGCGAAUAUGAGGAGGAAAGCGAUGAUGAAGAGCAGCCAAAGGUGACGGAAGUUAAAAAAGUUGCUGUGGAGAAGCCAGCCGUACAGCAGAACAGUAAGGAAGAAAUCGAAGAGAGCGAGUGUGAAGGGGAGAGUGAGGAUGGAGAGCAGCCGCAGAUUGCUGAGCCUCCGAAGCCAGCAGCUGAAGAGGAGUUGGUGGAGGAAAAACAGACGGCUAGAAGCAGCACCGCUCGUGGCACUGGUAGAGGUUGUGGACGUGGACGUGGUGGUGGUCGUGGUGCUAUUCGAGAAGGCGCAGCUGGUGGUAGUACUAUCACUCACACACCCUCGCCUCUCGCCACCACGGCUGUUGCCAACACUACACCUUCUCCUCGUGGCGGCCGUGGUGGCAAACCUCGCACUGCUCGUGUCGGUCGCGGCAACAAGACCGCCAACACCACCCCUCGGAACAACGUCGAAGCCUCAAUCACUCGGCCACCCUCCGUCUCUGCCUCCACUACCAACACCACCAGUUCGUGCAGCAUCGACCUCAACACUCCCCCCAGCAGUCCAGGCACACCCACGCCAUCCAAACAUCCCAAGCCGCAGAUGAAUGAAGAGUUUUUCAGAUCUCUGGCUGGCAUGCCUAACCCACCCACCAUCCUGACCAAGCCUGCGCCUGCUAGAAAGCGCAAGACUCCCGCCACACCCACCACUCCUGCUGGCGAAGGCGGAGAGAAACCCGACAAAAAGAAGCGCACUCACGUUCGAAAGCCGAAAGCUACACCUACUCCAGCUACUGAACCCACUCCCUCUCCGACUAUCGUGGUCGAGGAAAAGACUCGCACUCCCGCGGCUCCCAGCACCCCGAGCAAAGCGGUGAAAAGGACCAAAGCCAAGCCCAAGAGUGGGGUCUGGACAAGGCAAGAGAUGAUGCUUCUAUUCUGCGAGGUUUAUCCACGAAACUAUGUUUUGGAUUGGGAGAAGAUUGGUCGUAUUGUUGGUCGCGAGCCAGCCGAGUGUCAAGCAAAGCUUCCAUCCCUAAACGCCGAGCUAGAAGUUUUUCUGAACAAAGGUCCAAUCACAGUCUAA
Ustilago hordei is the source of this 1422-nucleotide messenger RNA. RefSeq lists its product as uncharacterized. The transcript is spliced from 5 exons. The record is from RefSeq and is a predicted model, not a curated record. NCBI's taxonomy places the organism in Eukaryota, Fungi, Basidiomycota, Ustilaginomycetes, Ustilaginales, Ustilaginaceae. The coding region runs from base 1 to 1422 and encodes 473 amino acids.